AUGAGUCUUCCAGUCGAACUUCCAGGAGCUUCUGAUUCGAAUAACCGGCACCUUUCCAUGCUUUUGCCAAAAUCGUCGAUACAGCAAAAGCGGUCAACUUGGAGCGUUAAUAAUAGCUCACCCAGGCGCUCCGUUGAACACAAACUGAAACCUCCUGUGGAUCAGAACCUGAAAAACUUAAAAUCGCAUUCCACCUCUUCAAACGCCUCCAGAUCUGAUUGCAAUAGUUCGGAAAUCGACAAUCAAGACAGACUGGACAGUGCACCUAAAUCACUCAAUGAGCAGCCCUCUUUGGACUGUGUAGAUUCCAAUCAAGACAGGGCUUAUUCUCCUCUAUCCUCCGACCAAGCUCACAAAGCACCCACAGUUCUUGAACCUCAAACAGUCUGGAUGGGUGACGGCUCUCAGAGGAAGAUCUUGGUGGCUGGUGGUUGUCUGCAUGUUGCCAAGAAGAUCCCCUUCCCCAGUUUUGAAGACGAUGUAGAGUUUACUCAGAAUCUAAAUCUUGAACCACGGCCCCUUUCAACUGAACCUUUAUCUUCCAAGGUUGUCAGUCAGCCCUCCGCACAAUCCACACAAACUAAUCAAAUCAGCACAUUUCUCCGCACUAGACAAUUUGAAGAUGAGCUAGAGGAAGACGAAGGUGAGGAAGUCAGUCCUCGCAACGGCUCUACCCGGAUGACUAGCUUGGGCCAGAAUCAAGAACGUGGUAUGUUAUCACCCGUGGGAAUGGCCAGCUUACAAGAUUCCCCAACUCUCGGGCGCGGCCAUCGGUCUUGGCAAAGGCCAAUGUUACAUGGUUGCUCCAAGUCAUCCAGAUCUUCAAGCGCCGGGCGACCGCAUUCAACGCCUGGCUUACUGCUCGUCGCAGCCUCAGACGUUGGCGAGAAAGAUGAGACAUGCUCGAGCUAUUCUGGCGCAUCCAGCUCUCAUGAAAUUCAGCAGAUGUACUUGGGCGUCCAGCGUUGUGAAGGGUUGGGUAACAAGAUGUUCGGCUCCUCAAUCAGCAUUCCUCAGCACCUCCAGGAUUCCCCCGUCGGUCGUCGCGCCACUUCAGCAAUCAUCUCUAGUAGCACCGCUCGUUUGUUUCCAAUUAGUCCCACUGGAAGCUGUCCUAGCCCAAGUACUUCGCAUCUUCCAUCAUCUCCGUCGCCGCAAACUACUACUCCUGCGCAUGGGAUCCCUGAUGGACUUCAACCCUCGUCUCCCCCUGCCAUGACAUCGACUAGGUCUUCGAUGUUCAAGUGCGAGAGACUUGAUCAGUUCAAGGAAGACAACUUGACCGAAAUGACAGAUCCCCUGGAUCAUGGCAACGAAACUCCCCAGAACCAGGAUCCCAAACAUGACCAGCGGCGACUAUCAAGCGCUCCCACUAAAAAUCUGAAUACCCCGACUAUUGAUCUUGAAGACUUGGUUGUGGACGAAAUGACCGCAAAGGCCUUGCGCCACGAAAUCGCUCGGUUGGAACGCGUGAGAAUUAAGUGGAUGAAACUCUGCUUAGAGGUCGAGGAUGUCUUGCGGAAAAGUCGCGAAAGAUGGCCUGAUCAAGAUAGAUCUAUCAAGGUCCUAAAAGAUUUUGUUAGUCCGACUACCAGAUCAUCAAUCGACACAUUCUUGGAAAAGUCGCGGCGCCUUUACAAGCAAACAUCGGGAAAGGCGUUCACGGCAAGCCAAGCCGACCACUUUGGUUCCGCAAAUAAAGUCCACGACUUGACUCCACCCCCUAAGCACCCAUUCGGUCGACAAUCGAUCGUCUCUGUGUCCGCCGGCAACCUUCCGCCAAGGACACGUGGUCGAGAUAGCGUCAACAGCCGGGAGUCGUUCAUGACUCCCUCAAAGCCCAAAGGUGCCAACAGGUCGCAGGCCCAGAAGGGCUUCCCUAUCCUCAUCACACUUCCGGUUCCCUCCGCCUUUGUCUCGCCUGAACGUUUCCGCGGAUGUGUAAAGGUACCACGAUCCGAACAAGGUCCACGAGUCUUGAAGAUCAGCAACAGGUCCUGCCGCUCUGGCCCACGUCAACCCACCCUCUCUAACCGUCUUGGAAGUCCAAGCAUCAAACUGAUGAACGCUCGAGACCAACGAGGACGGAUGAUGAGCGGAACCAGUAGCGGCAACGUCAGUAUCAGCUCUAAUGGGAAAAUCAUUCUGGGCGAGCGAUCAGUCAACCAAUUACCGGACCGAUCAGCCCAGGCUGCUGGCGAGAAGAAGUCCGCGAGUUUCUCGCCGAAACCUUCGGGUAAUAACACGCCGAUGAGCGGAAGGACGGUUGGCAGUCUGGGUCGGGCCAGUCGGCCGUCGACGGGCAAAUGGGGGUCCGAAAACGAAGGGCCACUAUGGAUGAGUGCCAGCGUCCGGGAGACUCGGAAGCCGUGGCGACGGAGCGUCCUCAACCAAGAAAUCUUGCCCCGCGAGCCCCGGUUAAGCUUGGCGGACUCCGCCACUGGCUCCAUUGGCUCCGCACCAGAGGAGGUCGGCGUGCUCGUCGCCGCCGGCGAACAGCCCCACGAGUUCUCUUCUGGGUUCCAUGUCUCUGGUAGUCUUCGUCUUAAACAUCGUCGUAGACUCAAUCAGAUCAGGAACGAGUGA
This is a messenger RNA of Puccinia graminis f. sp. tritici CRL 75-36-700-3, 2586 nucleotides long. RefSeq lists its product as uncharacterized. Bases 1 to 2586 code for a protein of 861 amino acids. The record is from RefSeq and is a predicted model, not a curated record. The transcript has 4 exons. NCBI's taxonomy places the organism in Eukaryota, Fungi, Basidiomycota, Pucciniomycetes, Pucciniales, Pucciniaceae.